GGAGGGUGCCGGGCCGUGAGGAUGCAGGCAGAGGCAAAUUGGGUUUUUUCCAGACGGCUGGAGGUCUGGAGCUUGGGAGUAGGAAGGGCGCUGCCAAAGGAAUCCGGCUUCUCCCCAGAAGCAGCAGCAGCGCUCUCCUACGGAGAGGAAGGGCCCCCAGCCCGGGGCCCAACCUAGGAGCUCCUCGGCCUGUCCGCCCCCUCUAGGAGAUGGCAGGAGCUACUCUGGCUGCCCCAAGGCUGCUGGGCGACCCUGGGAAUUGUAUUCAUCAGGCCGGGACCCCUGGAACCCCUAGAGGCUUGAGCUUUGGGGGGGACGCUUUGGGGACAAGGGCUCUACGGGAUCAAGUCAGUGGUGGGCAGCUUGAGGGCGGAAGAACUUGGGGGAACUAGCUGAAGGCUUGGGCUGUUGGGGGGAGCACAAGGAGUAGAGCCCCCCGCCCAGCCGCCUCAGCUUGGGAGCCAGGGAUCAAGGAGGGCUUUUGCUGUGGGCUGGCAGAUGAGACCCCUGCCCUGGGCUCAGGGGAGCUACCAGGUGGGGAGGAGGAGGGGGAGGAGGCGCUCCCUCUUCCCAGAGCCUUGUUUAUCUGCCUCCCCUGGACUUUGCUUCGGUGCUCCCUGACUCAUUCCUGGCCAGGAGCUAAGGAGCAGAGGCAGCUCUUGGGGUGCCUGGAAGCUGGGGCCAGGUCCCAGCUGCCGCCUGCUCUGGCCCACGCAAGGGGAGGCCUGCCAGAACUACGUGCUGGCAAAGGCUGGGAGGGAUAGGAGACUUACGUCUGCCCCCCCCCAAAAAAAAAAAAAAAAAAAAAAAACAACCCAAGCCCAACCCUAACCAGGAGGCCCUGGCCCUGGCCCUGUCCAGCUAGAAGCCUGUGCCCCCUCUCACCUGCCCUAGGAUGGAGGUCAGAGGGCAACUCAUCAGCUCCCCAAGCUACAACUGUCCAGCACUUCCCCUGGAAGAGAGCCCCCCAGUGAAGGUGGAGAGACUUCGGGUGCUGCUGGAACGGCAGCGGGGCCUACAGGAGACCCUGACUCUGAAGCUUCGAGAACUCCGGAGGGUGUGCCUGCUGGAGGCGGAGCUGACAGGCCGACUGCCUGCCGAAUACCCCUUGGAGCCUGGGGAGCAGCCUCAUCCCAUCCGGCGCAAGGCUGCCCCUCUCCCCCCUCAGUCCCGGGGACUUUGUCCCUCUGGGAUGCUUGCGCUGGAGACGCUUGAGAGAGAGGUGUCGGUUCAGAGGCAGAUCGCCGCCGCCGCCAGACGCCUGGCCUUGGCCCCGGAGCUGAGUGUGGAACAGCGGCGGCGGCGGCGGCAGGUCCAGGCGGAUGCGUCUCAGAGACUUCUGGAACUGGAGGAGCAGCUGAGGGCUAGCCGGGCCCUCCUGGGCCUUCCGCUCACCCUGCUUCCCGGCCAGACCCAGCCUCCUCUGCCGGGCCACGGAGGUCCCGGACUCCCCGGGCUCAGGACCCGAGUGGCCCAGCUCAGCCAAGAUGAUGCCUCUCGCUCGGAGAGCAGCUCUCUCUCGGAGUCGGCGAGCCACGAGAACGAGGACCCCCACGGCGAGCGGCCCUCGCUCCCCAAGGCCCGGGACCAGCUGCGGGCAUCCAUAUCGGCCGGGGGCAGCCCCGAGCGUAGACAGCCCUGGAAGGCGACCCCUCCUCCGCCGGUCGCCGAGCUCUACGGGGACCUGAAGAGCCGGAGGAACUCGGUGGCCAGCCCUACCAGCCCCACCAGGACCCUUCCCAGGAGCAUCUCCAGCUUUGAGGGUAGAAGUGUUCCUGCCACGCCCGUCCUGGCCCGGGGCCCCGCGCCCCAGCUCUGCAGGCUGGAGGGCCUUCACUCGCGCCAGUGGUCCGGCAGCCAGGACUCUCAGAUGGGCUUCCCACACGCGGACGGCCCCUGGGAGCGGGCUUUCCUCAUCUCCGGCCGAACCCGCCGGAGCAACAGCUCCGAGGCCCUGUUGGUGGACCGAGGCGCUGGGAUCUCCGGCUUUGCGUGUGCUCGCCUGCCCCCGGAAGGGCCGCCAGUAUCUCCGCCCUGCAAAAGCAACGAGAGUAUUUUUGAGCGAGCGGCCCCGGUACCCCCCCCGGCCUUCUCCUCUCGAACAGCUGGGCCUCCGGACCCUCCCCGGGCCGCCCGGCCCAGCUCGGCCGCCCCUCCGGCUCCCCGGGGGCGGCCCCUGCCGGCCUACGGUGACCUCCUGCUGGAUUACUACCUGACCCGGGGUGGACAGUGCUGGGCCGAGGGCCCGGGCCCCCUUUCCUGCAGGGAAAGUCUCCUUGUCUUCUUUCCCCCAGCUCCUUCCACGCUCCAAGGGGACGGCGGAGGUGGCACGGGCAGCCCCCUCCUUCGAGCCAAGGACCCGGCGCCCCACGGAGGCCCCGGGCGCGGGCUGAGCGGUCGCGCCAAGUCCGACGACGGGGGCCCGCUGCCCGGUUCCUUCUGGGCGGGCCCCGGGCCGAGCCGUUACCACGGUCAGCCGGACCAGGCGGCUGCCGAUCCCCGGGUUGGUCACAAGGCUCUGGCCCUCGAGGGCCUCCGGGACUGGUACAUUCGAAACGCAGGCUCGACGGGAGGGGGUCCCGUGGCGGGCCUUCACCCCUCGGCCCGGGGCCUCCUUCCAGAGGGCCAGGCCCUGCAUCCCUCCCCGUUCCCCUGGCAUCACUCUAGCUACCCCCAAGGCCUCCUGCUGCACACUGCCCACGGCACCGCGGCUAGCCCCGAACCCUACCUGGGCUACGCUGGAGUGGCGCUGCCCUCCGCGGCGGCGGCGGCGGCGGCGGCGACAGCCCUACCUCACUCCCUCAGCUUCACAGCGCCUCCCGUCUCCGGCAGACACUAUGCAGACUUCCUGUACCCCCCAGAGCUGAGCUCCCACUUAAGUGACCUGGCACUGGAGGGGGACCGGCCCCUGGACUCAGAUCCUCGAACCCCAGGGACGUUGGUCUGACCUUUCUGCCCCUGGAGACACUGGUCUGACAUCUCAGUAACCCUAGCUCCACCCUGGGGGUGCUGGUCUAGAUUCCUAACGUCCCGUCUCCAUAAACCUUUCCCUGCACGGAACCCAGGGAUGCUGCUCCCUCGCCCCACCCUUUGCUUCCUGACCACCGUUCCUCCCAGGCCACCCCCCCGCGACCCAUCUGGGUCCCGGCUGAUGUGAACUGUGCAGGGCCCCCCCCUCUUUUUUCUACCUGCUCCAAGGAACUCUGGAUAUCGAUCUGACCUGUGACCUUCCCCUCCCCACUCUCCCCAGAUGGAGGAGGGGGGGCGUGGGCUUUGCGGGGAGGGGCCGGGGCUGGGUCGGACGCCCGCAGGAGAGGCUGGCAGCCCGGAGGCCAUCUAACCUCUCAUCCUCCCGUGUCUCCUUUCAUUGCCAUCAGGCCUCCAGCUGGAAGCAGGUGCCAGGCUCAGCCAUUCUGGUUUGGGGGCAGGGGCUAGCCGGCGCCUCCGGAGACGGGGGGCUUCUGCCCGAGGCAAGAUGCCGCUCGGGGGUCGGGGCAGAAGGCCCGGGGGCCACCAGAGGUCCCCUGCGCGCUGCUGUGAAGAUCCGGGGGGAGGGGGAGACGGGGAAGCUCCUCGGCGGGCAGCCGCGGCCACCCCGCUCCCCGUCAGGAUAAAGACUCGAUGCCGUCCCGGCCGUCGCGACGGCGAGGCGGGGAUGCCCGCCUGCCCCUCAUCUCCUGAGGAUGGACGGCACGGCGUCUCCUCUCCAACCUGCACAUACGUGUUCUUGCCCCUCCCUCCCACCUAGCUCUAGUGCUGUCUCAUGUGGGCAGCUUCACUCCCCAGGGGAGGGAAGAGGAAGCUUUCUUUGUGGAGGGAGUACAACGGGCCCCCUGGGUGGGUCUCUCCGGCCUCCGGGGGCAGCAACACUGGAUCAUUCGGGUUUCUAUAAUAAACAGGUGAAUGGUA
Messenger RNA from Antechinus flavipes (yellow-footed antechinus), 3909 nucleotides. RefSeq names its product coiled-coil domain containing 120 (gene CCDC120). The record is from RefSeq and is a predicted model, not a curated record. Lineage: Eukaryota; Metazoa; Chordata; Mammalia; Dasyuromorphia; Dasyuridae. The transcript is spliced from 10 exons. The coding region runs from base 896 to 2947 and encodes 683 amino acids.